UAAAGCCAGCGUUAGUAAACACAGGCGGUCCGGAAUUCCGGACAGGGAACCGAAGACGAGGGUCGUGAUGCGCCCGCGCAGUCGGCGGCUUGUGCUUCGUCAGUGAGGCGGCCUCGACAUCGCAUUUGCUUAGCUGUCUUUACUGAUUGCAAUCACAAUGAAGAGUAAGCUGCUGUUGCUGGCCGUACUGGUCGCGGCGAUAUGCUCCACAGAGGCGGUGAUGAAGCGGCGGCGGCACCGUCGGCUGCGCACCACCAGCACCACGGAGCCGGCCAUGCUGGCGGCGGCGCGGCUGUUCCCUCCCUCGAUGCACGUGCAGCGAGAGGACUCCGAGGCGGAGCACCUCGAGCUCGGCAUGGCGGAGCGCCUCGACGAGAAGCGCUUCCAGGAAGCAGAGAGAGCCCGUGUCAAUGAAUUAAUGAAUGAAAUCCCAGACGAAGAAAAUGGCAACGAAAGCUUUCUUGAUGAUCCUUGCCUGAAGGUGCACUGCAGCGCCGGUCGUGUUUGCGAAAUCGAUGAACAUGGUGACGCUGUCUGUAAUUGCAUCAAGGAAUGUCCGUAUGAAACCGAUUCCCGCCGCAAGGUCUGUACAAAUGCCAACGAGACCUGGACAUCUGAUUGCGAAGUGUACAGACAACGGUGCCUUUGCCUCGACAACUCAGAGCUCUGCCGUGGACCCGAGUACAGUCACGUGCAAAUAGAAUACUACGGCGCUUGCAGGGAAAUGCCUGAGUGCACCGAAAACGAAAUGGCAGACUUCCCUCGGCGCAUGCGCGAUUGGCUGUUCAACAUCAUGCGUGACAUGGCUGAGCGUCGCGAACUUACCCCACACUAUCUGCGUAUGGAGCGUGAGGCUGAGUCCAACCUUACACGUCGCUGGACGAACGCCGCUAUCUGGAAAUGGUGUGAUCUCGACGCGCAUGACAAUGACAGAUUUGUGUCAGUUCACGAGCUUUUCCCAAUCCGGGCGCCUUUGAUGGCUCUGGAGCACUGCAUCGCGCCCUUCCUUAAAAGCUGCGAUGAAGAUAACGACCACCGUAUCACGCUUGCCGAGUGGGGCAAAUGCCUACAGCUGGAUGAGUAUGAAAUGGAAGAUCGCUGUGAUGAGUUGACGGAUGAAGAUGGCACUACGCCAGAAUGAGCAAUAAUAUAAAUCGCAAACAUUCUUAACAUACUUAACUCAAAAACACCCAUCUAUGAUUUAAGUAAGAAGAUAUUUUAGAUUUAAUUUAAACUACAUUCUAUUCUUGUUAAAUUAAAUGUGUUGCUUAAAAAAGUACUGCAAUAGCAACAGUGAAUAAUAGAGAAAGGUAGGAAAAAAAUUAGGUAAUUUUAAACUGCAACACUUAAAACUGCCUAAUAAUUUUGUAUGAUGGAUGCUUAUUUUGUCCAACAAUAGUUUGUAAGUAUGAACAUAUUGUAUGUGUGUAAAGUCUCAUUCAUUACUUUAAAAACUAUUGAUAUAAAAUUGUAACAU
Molecule: messenger RNA, 1477 nt
Organism: Maniola jurtina (meadow brown)
Lineage: Eukaryota; Metazoa; Arthropoda; Insecta; Lepidoptera; Nymphalidae
Gene: SPARC
Product: SPARC
Exons: 9
Coding region: 158-1141 (327 amino acids)
Biological process (GO): anatomical structure development
Molecular function (GO): calcium ion binding; extracellular matrix binding; collagen binding
Source: RefSeq, a predicted model, not a curated record